UAUUUUAAUGUAACUAAAAUUGAAACAUCAAAACAGCAACAUGAUGAUGAUAAUGAACUACCAUUAUCAUGGGAUUCAAUCAUAUUGGAUAUUAAAUAUACACCAAAACUUAAAUUGUUGGCAAAAAUUGAACAACAACAGCAACAGCCAUCUUUAAUGAAUAAUGAAAAUAAAUCAAUGAAUGAUGAAAUGAUUAAACAAAUUAUUAUUGCCGAUCAAAUAAUGUCAGGUCAAUCAUCAUCAUCAACGAUAAUAAACCGACAGAUUAAUCAGCUACAUAUAAUGGAAGGAGAAAAUAUUACAAUGGAUUGUCUUUAUCGUGCUAAACCGAAUGCAACCGUAAUACGUUGGUCACAUAAUCAUGAUGAAAUAUGGCAGGAAAAAUCUGGAAUCGAUAUUGAACGUAAUCGAUUACGUAUUAUUAAUGCAAAAACUAAAAUUCAUGAUGGUCUUUAUCGUUGUAUUGUAUUCAAUUCAGAAGGACGUGGUCUUAGUAAUGAGAUUAAGAUUUUUGUUGAUUCAAAUCAUAAUGAUCAUCAAAAAGCACGAUCAAUAAUGAUGAUGAUGAUCAGGAUUGAUUGUCAAAUUCUUGCUAAUUCGAUUGUCGAAUCAACAAUGGCCAAAAUAAUUGAUAGACAACAACAACAACAACAACAAUCAAAAAAUUCGUCCAUUACUUAUCGAAUUGAAUUGUAUGAUGAUGAUAAUAUAAAUCGAUUAAUCGAACGUCCAUUACAAUCUCGUGUAUUUGUUGUCCAUAUUGAUCGACAAUCUGAUAAUGAUGGUAAUGAUAAUAAUCGUAAAAUUAUUGGCCACUUUUCAGUGCAAUUAUUGAUUGAACAAAAUUCAACAACAACAACAACAAAUAAUCAAUGGAAUGGUUAUCAAGCAGCAGCAGCAAUAUCUUCGACAUGUGAUGGUCAUUCAGCUUGUAUUGUUGCUACUGAUGUAAAAUCUAAUCAUGCCACUCCUACUACUUCGAUAUUAUCACGAAUAAAUUCUAUACAAGAUGAACAGGAGCCAUCAGAAUCAUCGAAUAAAUAUAAUCAUCAUACAAUACGUCAUCAUCAUUGA
Molecule: messenger RNA, 1074 nt
Organism: Dermatophagoides pteronyssinus (European house dust mite)
Lineage: Eukaryota; Metazoa; Arthropoda; Arachnida; Sarcoptiformes; Pyroglyphidae
Source: RefSeq, a predicted model, not a curated record